CUCUUUGACUUUGUUUAGGUUCGGGACUGGAUUUGUUUUGCAAGGUGCUCACUGAAUGUAAAAUGGCAGAUUCUACUGUGGUCAUGUGGCUGGUCAAUGGCCAAUCAGUGGAGUCAUCAUACCUCAAUGAGUGGGCUCUACAGGGAGGGAGGAGGGUAUCGAAGGUGUCUGGAGGCUGCCAGAUUGAACUGAGGCUAGUUGUUGUAGAGAUGACAGAAGAAAAUGUGAAGACAGAGCUGAAGUGUAUCACUCAGAACCAAGGAGGAAGACAGGAAGUUGUGGCACAGUUUCAACUAGAGGACUCCAAAUUUACAUGGCUGGUGGUAGCUGCAGUGGCCAUAUCUUGCUUCCUGACAGUGGUUUCCAUCUUCCUCUACAUUCUCUUCAAACCUAAAAGGAAAAAGAAAAUGGAUUACAUUCUGGCUCGACAGAACAGCACCUUCUAGCUUUCCUUAAUGUGUGUUUGCUGUAACAUCAAAUCAGUCUUUAAUGUACUGCAAGCAUGUGAUGUUGUGCAGUGGCACCACCA
This is a messenger RNA of Lates calcarifer (barramundi perch), 529 nucleotides long. RefSeq names its product interleukin-1 receptor type 2-like. The record is from RefSeq and is a predicted model, not a curated record. The coding region runs from base 63 to 446 and encodes 127 amino acids. NCBI's taxonomy places the organism in Eukaryota, Metazoa, Chordata, Actinopteri, Centropomidae. The transcript has 3 exons.